UUUUCAAAUAUUGUAGGAAAAAUAGUUUCUAAGAAUAAUACACAUGUUUUGAUAAUUUGUUAAUAUUAUUAAAAUACAGAAAAAACAAAUAUCAUAGAUUUGAGAUUAGUUCUGAGGACCUGAGGUCAAAUAUUACACUUCUGAUAGGUUAAAAUAUUAUUUUCAAUUUAAAAUUUUAGAACAAAAAAAUGCCGCCACAACCAAAACGAAAUCGUUGUGUUAUUUUGUAUGAUUUAAACUGUAAAAAUCAACGGCAACUGCGUCGGGCAUUAUUCAAAAUAUAUUCCCAUCAUUAUUUUGAUGAUAGUAAGGAUUUAGUUAAUUUGGUCCUUGUAAACUGCGAAAAAACAAAAAAUCGAAAAAAUCAAGAAUUUGGAAAAGAUUUCGAAAAUAUUUUCGAGGUCAACCGAGAAGAACGCUUAUAUGAUCCUACUUUUAUACAUGAUAAGAUAGAAGUAAAGCAUACAGAUGGUGCUCAUUGGAAGGAAGCAAUAAAUGUAGCAGUACAAAUUUUGAAAGAAGACAAUACUCCUAGAAUUAUAACUUAUCAAAUUCUGUUUUUAACAGAUUUGAUUAACUUGUCUUCAGUAAAAGGAAACAUUGAUAAUAUAGUACAGGAAUUAAAUGUUAAUAAUAUUUUUCUAUAUAUUGUUGGACCUGAAAUUGAAUCUUCUACAACUCUAACAUCUUUUGCUGACUCGAAACUGCUAUAUGCAGAUUUUUCUAUUGACAGCAAAAAUGAAGUAUUAAUUGAAGCAAGUAGGUUAGUUGAAAAGAGUAAAAAUGCAGUUAUAGCGAAUGUGGAAAUGGGAUUACAAUUCUUCUUCAACUACCAGAAUCCUAUUGGAAAACAACCAUGGACAGUACCACUAACAGUUGGAUCAAAAAUUGAAUAUAGUGUUGAAACUACAAAACUCAUGGAAACAAAUUUUGGAUAUCAAUUAGAAUGCGAAGACCAAAAACCGGACCCGUCAGUUUUCAUUAGUAUGGAGGAUUCAACAAGAAUUUAUGCUGAAGAAGAUAUAAGGAAGGGAAUAUUAAGACAUGCUAAAUUUGUUCCUCUAUCUAGUAAUGAUAUUUUCAAUGAGAAAGAGGAAAGGAUGUUCUCUCUUGUUUUCAUCACAAAAGUCGAACAUAUUCCUGAAUACAUGCUAACAGGUCCUGGUUGUUACACAGUAACUGCAUCAGAUAAGUCACCAACUGCCUCUUUUGAUGCUUUAGUUUUGAGAUUACAUGCUUUACAAAGUUGUUUGAUUGCAAAGAGAGUGUAUGCUGAAGGAAAUAGUCCUAUAUAUAUGGCAUUAUUGCCAUGUCCUUCAAAAAAAUGGCUAUUGGCUGUGGAGUUACCCUAUGGGUCAGAUGUUCCUUUUGAGUGGUUAGAGCAAAAACCACAGAAAGAUGAGAUAGAAGUUGCAGAACCAGUGUUGAAUUUUCUAGACAGCAUAACUGUAGGUUCCAAGAAUUUUUCCCUAAAAUGUCCAAUGACACCAAAUGUUGUUAGUUCAUCUGAAGGUGAAGCUCUAGUUAACUUGGCUACUGAGAAACUUCUUCAAGAACCUAAUAUGCGCUUGGAGGAGGUAGAUCAUGAUCCUUUUUCAACAAAUAUCAAUGCAGAUAUUGGAAAAUCGCUAAGGGAAAUGUGGCCUUCUCAAGUGUAUAAUGAAAAUGAAGAUGAAGAAGAUUUCAAAGAAGAAGAUGAUGAUGAAAGUGAUAAUGAAGAUGUAGAUUAUUUCUAACAAUAUACACACUUUGAUAAUUGUAAGAUAUAAUACAUAAGAAAAUAGAUAUUUUCAAUCUGA
Harmonia axyridis is the source of this 1799-nucleotide messenger RNA. RefSeq lists its product as uncharacterized. The transcript is spliced from 5 exons. Gene Ontology annotation, biological process: cellular response to X-ray; double-strand break repair via nonhomologous end joining; telomere maintenance. Gene Ontology annotation, cellular component: Ku70:Ku80 complex. Gene Ontology annotation, molecular function: double-stranded DNA binding; telomeric repeat DNA binding. Bases 189 to 1736 code for a protein of 515 amino acids. NCBI's taxonomy places the organism in Eukaryota, Metazoa, Arthropoda, Insecta, Coleoptera, Coccinellidae. The record is from RefSeq and is a predicted model, not a curated record.